Gossypium arboreum is the source of this 2690-nucleotide messenger RNA. RefSeq lists its product as uncharacterized. The record is from RefSeq and is a predicted model, not a curated record. The transcript is spliced from 8 exons. NCBI's taxonomy places the organism in Eukaryota, Viridiplantae, Streptophyta, Magnoliopsida, Malvales, Malvaceae. Bases 303 to 2123 code for a protein of 606 amino acids.
AAAAGAAGCUUUUUUUUUAUUCCUGUGGAUCUUUGCUCAGAUAUUCACAUGGACAAGGAGAUGGGUCUCAAACAUUCGUUUCUUUUUCCCUUUCUCUUCCCUUCCAAGUUUCCAACUUUGAUUCUCUUUUAACUGAAAAACCAGAGCCCCAAACUCAUACGUUGUCUAACACCUUCCCCUUUCAGACCAAGUCCUUUGCCCCAAAUCUUUGUCACAAAAACCCCAACAAAAAACUUCGAAGGUCCCAUUGAAAAUAACCCAUUUCGAAAACCAAUUCCAACCAUGCUAUUUUGAAACAAAAAAUGGCUAGUUGUCCUCAAAACUCAAUCUUGUACAACGGUACCCGUUGUGCUUGUCAAGUUGGUCGUUUUCUCAAUGUUGCUGCCAACAGUUGUAUUACUUAUACUGGGAAUUCAGCUAUUAAAACUGAUUCUGGGAUUGAUUAUUAUGCUAUUUCGAUUCCAAAGAACAUUUUGUCAUUUGAUUCAAUCAAGAAGUUUACUCAAUCCCAAGCUGUUUUCUUGGAAGCUACGCUUGUGAUGCUGCUUUCUUGGCUUGUUUUUUGCUUCUUUUUGAGGUUUAUGAAGCUUGGUGAUGGAAGAAAUGUUUGGUUUAAGAUUAGGUGGUGGAUUAGUCGUUUGGAUGUUUGCUUUGCUACUAGGCAUUGGCUGGAUGAUCAAAAAUUGGUUGUGAAACGGAAAACAGAACUCGGUGGAACUUUCUCGAUUGCUAGUUGGAUACUUUUCACUGGGCUGUUUGCUGCGUUGCUUUACCAACUCAUCGCAAAGAGAACCAUUGAAGUACAUAACGUGAAAGCGACAAAUGCGCCUGACCUAGCUUCCUUCAGGAAUGACGUUGAAUUUAACAUGACCGCUGUUUCUAGUAUGAGUUGCUCGAAUUUACGGAGUCCUACUACUUUACUUUCUGGAAGUUCCGGUUUCCUUGAAGACAAAUUUCUCCCUAUUUCGGAUAUUCUCAAUGUUUCAUGUCAUAACACAAGUUUAGGGCCAACUAUAACUCUCAAGUGCAGCAAUUGUCGACUCAAUCAAGAUUUUAUGUCCAUUUCAUGGCAAUUUGUUGAUCUUCCGAACAGCCCUGCAAGUGCUGUAGGUUUUCAGUUCAAUGUAACUGCAAAAGAUCAUAUUAGGAGGGAUCAUGUGAGUUUCGUUAGUGGAACAUUGAUGAAUGGAAGCAACUUUGAUAAUAGCCCGGUUACAUUCAGAGGGACAGACACAAACAUAUUGAUAUUCAAUUUGUUUCCCCGUAUAUACCGCAGUGCAAAAAAUCUGAGGCUAAUUCAACCUCUCUUUCAUGAAUUCGUCCCGGGGUCGUCUUUGCGUGACACUUCUCAGCUCCGAGCCUCACUUGAGAAUGCUAAUGAUGGACUAAUCAACACUACGUUAUACGUCAACUAUCUUUCUUCCUACAUCAUUGAGACCGAAAAUCAAAAUAUAAUAGGUGCUGUGGGUUUCCUUGCCGAUCUUGGUGGGUUAUAUUGCAUUAGUAUGGGGAUAUUUUUCUAUCUCUUGGUGCAAUGUGAGUUUAGAAUAAAACGGCUUCGCAACGAAGAUAGCAUUUUACGGAGGAUCAGAAAUAGAAGAAAAGCUCAAGAACACUGGGAUAAAGUGAGAAAAUAUGUCAUGUACACGUGGAAUUGCAGUGCAUUGGAUGUUGACAACCACUCUAAAACAGAACCUGGUUGUGGUUGUUUCCAACUUCCAUCGGGCCCUGGUAAUGGAUCUGUUCGUGGGGGUGGGUCAUCGAGGAAGCGAAAGCAGCUACGUGAGACAGAAUUAAGUUUUCACAAGCAAGUCUCCAGUGAAAAGGCCCUCAAACACAAUACACGUGGAUCAGCUAAGGCUGAGACGAAACAUUGCAUCGGUUCAAAAGAUGCAGUUGCUAUCCAGCAUCAAGCAUUUGCUCUCGAUGAUGAUAUAAUUCCACCGCCUCCGACACUAGAAUUGAAGUCCGGUUCGGAGAUUGAGUUGUCUGAUAUACAGAAGAAUUUCCAGCGUUUAUAUGACUAUAAUGUCAUGCUGAGAGAGAAGUUCGUAGCCACCCAGUCUUUGCUUCGCGAUUUAGCAGCUAAGUCCCCAUCUCCAACAACAGAAAGGCAAACAUAACAUUGCUGAAUUUAUUCAAUCAAAUGUUCUCUCCUUGUAUCCCUAGAUUUUCCUGGGGUCUUUUCAGACCUUUCCCGGAAGCAAGCAGAAAAGGGUGUUUUAAGUUUAGUCCUGUUGAUUCAACACAAUCACCCUAAGGAGCCGGCAUUCAACAGGUUCGUGUUAUUCGUUUUCCUGUCCUUGAUAUUCUUCGUACAAAGAAAAAAGUGUCUAGUCCUUUAUGUUCCAUGCCUCUUCCGGCUCAACUGUGUACCUACUCCACACCACUGCCGGGAUUGAAAGUUUUUUUCUGGUGUGAUUGGUUUAUGAAGCAAGCAAAAAUAUGUUGUUGUAUGUCGAUUUGUGAUGGAGCUCAAUGCUCUGUUAUCCUAUGUAACCAUGAAUACCAAGGUUUUGUGUUGUAAGAUAGCAUAUAGCAUGAACCAGGAGAUUGCAAGAGAGAGCUAAUCACUUUCAUAAGGAAAUUUUCAUUGUCAUAUUUGUUGAUUUCAUUUAACCUAUGUUUGAUGUUACACUUGACAAUUCAUAUUUGUAAUGUUUUGUAUCAUUAUUUUUAAACAAAAAUAA